Molecule: messenger RNA, 3671 nt
Organism: Myotis myotis
Lineage: Eukaryota; Metazoa; Chordata; Mammalia; Chiroptera; Vespertilionidae
Gene: ZNF287
Product: zinc finger protein 287
Exons: 6
Coding region: 409-2697 (762 amino acids)
Biological process (GO): regulation of transcription by RNA polymerase II
Cellular component (GO): nucleus
Molecular function (GO): RNA polymerase II cis-regulatory region sequence-specific DNA binding; DNA-binding transcription activator activity, RNA polymerase II-specific
Source: RefSeq, a predicted model, not a curated record
GGCGACGUCUUUGCGGACGGGGGGCGCCGCGGCUUCCCGGCCGGGCCUCUCAGGACUGGGGUGGGACGCGCGUUCCAGGCCGAGACGCCCGUGCUCCCCGGCGAGGGCAGUGGCGGAGCCAGAGGCCCCUCUGCGGCGCGGGACCGAGCCCGCCGCCAGGGCCCGCACCGGCCGCCAUUGUUGCGGGGGCCUCCGGCCUCUCCGUCCCGGCCGCAGGGUCUCUUAACCAUCCCUGCAAAGUAGUAGGCUCAGAAUUUGUAACUAAGGCUGAUAACUCUACCUUGACUCUGUUGUGCCCCUGGCUGCAGCAGCCCUACACAUAAUGUCCUUGCGGCUCUAGCAUGAGACUUCAAGCAGUUGGCUCACCACUAGAGAAAUAAAGGAUAUUGCCAGAUUGACUGUCCUGCAAUGGCAGCCCCAAGCAAGAGGAUGACCAGUUCUUCACGCUCCCAAGUCUUUCUAACGUGGAAGCCAGACAAGGCUCAGAGUGGACCCAACAAAGCAGAAAAGGAAACCCUUGCUUCAAGACUUCUGCAUGACACUGAGACCUGUCGACAGAAUUUUAGGAAUUUUCCAUACCCAGACUUGGCUGGUCCUCGAAAAGCAUUGAAUCAACUCCGAGAGCUCUGCCUGAAGUGGCUGAGACCUGAGAUUCACUCAAAGGAACAAAUCCUGGACCUGCUGGUGCUGGAGCAAUUCCUGACCAUCCUGCCUGGGGAGGUUAGAACUUGGGUAAAGUCCCAGUACCCGGAGAGCAGCGAGGAAGUAGUGACUCUGGUGGAGGAUUUGACUCAGAUUCUAGAAGAUGAAGCUGCUCCUCCGAACUCUGUCUUUUCCCAAGAGAUCCCAGAGGAAGAUCCCAAAGGAAGACAUGCCUUCCAGGCUGGGUGGCUAAAUGACUUGGUGACCAAAGAAUCAAUGACAUUCAGAGAUGUGGCUGUGGAUAUCACCCAGGAGGACUGGGAGCUAAUGCGUCCUGUACAGAAGGAAUUGUACAAGACUGUCACAUUACAGAACUAUUGGAACAUGGUUUCUCUAGGACUUACAGUGUACAGACCAACUGUAAUUCCUAUACUGGAAGAACCAUGGAUGGUGAUGAAGGAAAUCUUAGAAGGCCCUACUCCAGGAUGGGAAACAGAAGCCCAAGAUUGUAAUCCAGUUAAAAAUAUUCCUGGGUACACAACAGAUGGAACCCAGACCAUCAAAUUGGAAGAACCUUAUGACUAUGGUGACAGAUUAGAGAGGCAAACACCAGAUACCUUCAUGAAAAUUCCCACUAAUGAAAGGAAUUUCUAUUUGAAGUCAGUUUUUUCACAAGAAGAUGAUCCUACAGGAGAGUACCUUAGUAAAUAUGAUAUAUAUGGAAAUCAUUUUGAAAAACAUUCAAACCUAAUUAUACAGUUUGAUACCCAUUCAGAUAAUAAGACAUAUACAUAUGACGAAAGCAUGGCAACCUUCAAUCAUAUCUCAUAUGGUAUUGUACACAGGAAAUUUUAUCCUGGAGAAAAGCCUUAUAAAUGUAAUGUGUGUGGGAAAAAGUUUAGGAAAUACCCAUCCUAUGUGAAACACCAAAGCACCCAUACCAAAGAGAAAUCUUAUGAAUGUGAAGAAUGUGGGAAAGAGUUUAGGCACCUCUCAUCCCUUAUUGCACAUCAGAGAAUGCAUACUGGAGAAAAACCAUAUGAAUGCCACCAGUGUGGUAAAGCCUUCAGCCAGCGAGCACACCUUACUAUACAUCAGAGAAUUCAUACUGGAGAGAAACCAUAUAAGUGUGAUGACUGUGGGAAAGACUUUAGUCAGCGUGCACACCUUACUAUACAUCAAAGGACACAUACUGGAGAGAAACCAUAUAAAUGCUUGGAGUGCGGUAAAACCUUCAGCCACAGUUCAUCACUGAUUAAUCAUCAGAGAGUUCAUACUGGAGAAAAACCUUAUAUAUGCAACGAAUGUGGGAAAACUUUCAGUCAGAGUACACACCUUCUUCAACAUCAAAAAAUACAUACUGGAAAGAAACCGUAUAAAUGCAAUGAGUGUUGGAAAGUAUUUAGUCAGAGUACUUACCUUAUUCGACAUCAAAGAAUUCAUUCUGGAGAGAAGUGUUAUAAAUGUAAUGAAUGUGGAAAAGCCUUUGCUCAUUCCUCAACUCUUAUUCAACAUCAAACUACUCACACUGGAGAGAAAGCCUAUAUAUGUAAAAUAUGUGGGAAAGCCUUCAGCCAGAGUGCAAACCUUACUCAACAUCACAGAACACAUACUGGAGAGAAACCAUAUAAAUGCACUGUGUGUGGGAAAGCAUUCAGCCAGAGUGUACACCUUACUCAACACCAUAGGAUUCAUAAUGGAGAGAAACCCUUUAAAUGCAACAUAUGUGGGAAAGCAUAUAGACAGGGUGCAAACCUUACUCAACAUCAAAGAAUUCAUACUGGAGAGAAACCCUAUAAAUGUAAUGUAUGUGGGAAAGCUUUUAUUUAUUCCUCAUCACUUAAUCAACAUCAUAGAACUCAUACUGGAGAAAGACCUUAUAAAUGUAAUGAAUGUGAUAAAGAUUUUAGCCAGAGAACAUGCCUUAUUCAACACCAGAGAAUUCACACAGGAGAGAAGCCCUAUGCAUGCCGUAUAUGUGGUAAAACCUUCACUCAGAGUACAAACCUUAUUCAGCAUCAGCGUGUUCAUACAGGUGCCAAACAUCGUAAUUAAUGGAUAUGAAGACUUUAGGUGUUACAACUUAAUUAUUUAAAUUUCACUUUGUACGCUCUCUCUGUGUUAACACAUUCAAAAGCAGUGCAAUAUAUGUUAGAUACCACUGAGCAGAAGUAUCAAUUGGUAAUGUGGAUAUAAUCUAUUUAAAUUUAAUGUGAAAUUUGAGAAUAAAACUUCACUUCUUUUUUAGUUAAUUUUUUAGAGAGAGAAGGAGGGAGAGGGAUAGAGAUAGAAACAUCAAUGAGAGAGAAACUUCAUCGAUCAGCUGCCUCUUGCACGCCCCCUUACUGGGGAUCCAGCCCAAAACCCAAGCAUGUUCCCUCAUCAGGAAUCCAACAGUGACCUGGUUCAUAGGUUGAUGCUCAACCACUGAGCCAUACCAGACAGGCAUUCCUUUACUUCUUAACCUUUACUUGAUUUAUUCCAGAAAGAAACCCUGUGAAAGUAAGAGUAUUCAAAAAUCUGUAACUCACCAACUCUUACUGUAUUUCAAGUACUUUUUAAUGAGGCCUUGUGAAUGUAAGUUGUGAAAGCUUCCAUCAAGCAGAGAUUUCACAGAAGAGAGUAGUCCUGGGAUAAUAGAAAGGCUGUUUUAGUAGGCUUUUAGUUCUUCCCAGCUUUGAAGCCUUAAAUAUGUAAAAGGUCCCUCUCCCCCUUUUUACUUCCCUUUUCCUAUUAUGCCAUAACUGCCAUGUUUGGGGGAGAAAUUUGAAAGUAUCGUAAAGAUUUCUAUGUGACCACUGUUUAUACUUUCCUUAAAUACUUAAAUAUUAAAGGAAGAGAACCUUAGUGAAAGAUGAUAGGGUAGAGAAACUAAUGUGUAUAUAACCCUUAGACAUGUACAAAUUCAAUUUCGUUAAACAGACAAAAAUUAAAAACCCAAGCUUAAAAUAAUCUUUAAAACAGCCGUAGUUUCACUAAGUUUUGACAUCUGUCAUCCUGUAGAAAAAAAAUAAAAAUGCUGUUCCAUU